Drosophila eugracilis is the source of this 1352-nucleotide messenger RNA. RefSeq names its product cytochrome c1-2, heme protein, mitochondrial. Gene Ontology annotation, molecular function: heme binding; electron transfer activity. Lineage: Eukaryota; Metazoa; Arthropoda; Insecta; Diptera; Drosophilidae. The coding region runs from base 243 to 1277 and encodes 344 amino acids. Gene Ontology annotation, biological process: mitochondrial electron transport, ubiquinol to cytochrome c. The transcript has 2 exons. The record is from RefSeq and is a predicted model, not a curated record.
CUCUUGCAAGCUUUGUACAAAAUGUCAAUUCUUUUACACGUUUCAAUACAACGAAAACAUAUAUUAAUUUCUCUUCGAAAUGAGGAUUUUUUGCCAUCAAAGGAGCAAGUCUACUAUUUUGCCCUAGAAUAUCUUCAACGUGGCGACAACCCUGUUGACUAGAGUUAACUAACACUGGAGCCUUGACAUUUUUUAUUAGGAAAAAUAAUUCGUUCUUCUAGAAGAGCUUAAUUAAACGUAAAAUGGCCAACAAAUUCCGGAAUCUGAGCAGCAAGCUUUUCCAGCUGGCCAAGAGCAGCUUCAGCCGAACAGCAGUGCGUCCGCGAAUGAGUUUCACGGGUCGUAUUGGCUUCUACGGUCGCAAUCGCAAGUUACUUGGCGCGUUAGGAGCCCUAACUGGAGCAGCCGGCCUCCUGAUCUACGCCCUGGAAAGCAGUGUGGACGCCUCCACGGACUGCGUGCAUCCGCCACAUCAGCACUGGAAUCACACCGGACUGCUGGCUGCCUUGGACAAGGAGAGCGUGCGUCGUGGUUACUUUGUUUACAAGGAGGUCUGUGCCUCCUGCCAUUCUUUGCAGUACAUCGCCUAUCGCAAUCUGGUGGGAGUUUGCUUGACGGAAUCGGAAGCCAAGGCCGAAGCGGAAAGCAUAACCGUAAGAGAUGGGCCGAAUGAUGAGGGCGAGUUCUUCGACCGCCCCGGCAAGCUGUCCGAUCAUUUUCCAUCUCCCUAUGCCAAUGAGGAGGCAGCCCGUUCCGCCAACAAUGGCUCCUAUCCUCCGGAUCUCAGUUACAUAGUAUCUGCCCGCAAGGGUGGCGAGGACUAUGUGUUCGCCCUGCUUACCGGCUAUUGUGAUCCUCCUGCCGGAUUUGCUCUACGCGAUGGGCUUUACUACAACCCAUAUUUCUCCGGUGGAGCCAUUGCCAUGGCCAAAGCUAUUGACAAUGAAGUGGUAUCGUUUGAGGAUGCGAAUGUUGCUGCCUCAGCUGCCCAAAUCGCCAAGGAUGUGUGUGUCUUCCUGAAGUGGACAUCGGAACCGGAAGCGGAUGAACGCCGUCUGUUGCUCAUAAGGGUUACGCUUAUUUCGGCCUUCUUGAUUGGCAUAUCGUAUUAUAUCAAGCGUUUCAAGUGGUCGGCUCUCAAAUCUCGCAAGAUCUUCUUUAUCCCUGAGCUGGAGGCCCAGGCCAAAAAGGAGGCGGAGGAGGCCGCCAAAGCGCUGGCCAAGGCCAAGGAGCAGGAGUGCAACAAGUGCGAGAACAAGAACGAAAAUAAGGAAUAAGCAUUUGUAACUCCUCGUAAAAUCAGUAUAAUCAUUUAACACACCAGAGUUAAUGUUCUUUAAUAAAAAUUUAAA